Molecule: messenger RNA, 2791 nt
Organism: Opisthorchis viverrini
Lineage: Eukaryota; Metazoa; Platyhelminthes; Trematoda; Opisthorchiida; Opisthorchiidae
Exons: 16
Source: RefSeq, a predicted model, not a curated record
AUGGAUGUGUGCAGUUGUGAAGUUGUCAGCAUCCGAGAAUACAUUUCAGAGGUAGCAGAGACCACAGAAGUGAUAGAGGGCCCUUUGCUUAGUCCAGUUGUGGACAGAUUUACUUCCAUCUACGAACUCAGAAUGAAGUUGACCAAUCGUCUUGAGGGAGGAGGGAGCAGCUGGCUCGCACAUCAGAAAUGCUACAGAUUUUGCCUCCUGCAAUUGUGGAGUGACACGCAGAACCUACGUCAACGAGACUUAACUACAAAUCGCACCAGGAAAACCACGGAGUUACUCUCCCAUAGUUCGGAUAGUUCUAUGCGCUUGUGUAGUUUUCAUGCGCUGCAUAAAGUCAAACGACUCCUUCCACUCUCGGUUAACUGGAAAGUUGCUAAUUUAAGCGCAUACAGUCUGGUAAGGCAUUCAUUUUCUGACCACGAUGUUGUCCAAAAGGAAGAGGAAACAUAUCAGUUUGAAGCGAAACCUCGCCCUAUAAGUCCACCUCAGUACGCUGAUACAACAGAAUCGCCAUUAUAUUGGCGUACCUCCACCCAACCUAAAGGACAUGAUUUGAGAAGACCCUCCAGUCGAAAAAUCAAGGUAUAUUCCAAACCUGUGAAUUUUUCCAAUAACUGGAACGAGAGCGACUGUACCGAUCGGAAGAUUGUAUUAGAGGGUCGUGUUUCGGAACUCGAGGCUCAAAACCAAUCAUUAGAAAAAUCUGUGGAAGUUCUAAAGAGCAAGCUUGAAGCAGCAGAAAAUGAAAUACAAGCUGCGAAACUGGAUUUAACGGAAUUUGUUCCAAGAAAACUCUUUUUGGAGCAGGCGGACGAACUUGCCACAGAAAAAGAACGGGCGUUGCAGUUGAAGUUGAAAUGCGGAGAACUCGAAUCUGCACGUUUAUCGCUAGACAAAGAACUAUCAAUGGCUUGCGCUCAAUUUGAAGCCAAGAGGCAGUGUUACAAAAAACGCAUCCAAAACCUGGAGGAAGAAUUAGGAGAGAGAAUCGCCGGGGUUUCAGAGUUGAAAAACCCAAGUCCCGUGUUACCUAGUCUCACCUCUGUUACGCCGAGAACACAGAACUCACAGGACCAAAACAGCUUUCACGAAAAAUUGGAGCCUAGAAGGGUAGAGAUGAACAUGUGGAGCGGGAAACACUUAAAAGGUGCUAAUAUGAGAGAUGUGCCGGAUCAAAGACAAGGAUAUCAACAAGACAUGGAAAUGAAGCUUGAUGGGACUGAGGAACUGCUACUGAAAUUUCCUGUUGACACUAAUGACGGGGAGGAAGUUCCGUCGGAAGAAAAUGAAUCAAGGGUCCAGUACACAAAUGGAGAUCAAGAAAACAUUAGCCAUUUGGACUAUGCGAAUGGAAACACUAACGGUGAAGACGAACUUGACGGAGCCGAGAUUAAAAAGGUGACAUGGUUUACAAACGUUGAGUCGCAGCGUAAAAUCAUACAACUUCAAACGAAGAUUGCGCAACUUGGGCAGCGAUCCGACGCAUCGGCGAAGACCAAAUUGGUUCAGACAGACCCGUGUGAAAAUGGCUUAAACGAGACGCAAAGGACGUUUGAACUACCCCACUGGGAACGAGAGUUCCCACUAGAAGAUACAGAGACCUUAUCGGAUUACAAACCCACCGGACUUCCAAGUACACGAAUUUGUACUCCGUCGAGUGAUGGUGGGGACAAACUUUACGAAUUGACCAAUGUAACUGAAAUUCGAAGGUGGAAGUGGGACUCAAGUACAACAAUGACAUCAUGUGCGUCAUAUCAGCAAAAUACCCUAUCACUUUGGCGACCACUUCAGCAACGUACCAAGACUGCUUCUGGCAGAGCAAUUCUCCACUGGCACCUAACCGCGAUUUGCACUACUUAUAAGGUUGCUGAAAAUUCGUCGAUAGCCCACGAACGGUUUCGCCCUUCUUGGGGCUCAUCAAUUAGGCGCACUCCCCGAGUUUCCGUCAACCUUAUGUUCUACUUGAAACCAAAUUGCACGAAAUUAGAGAAAUACAGUGAGUUCAGUCAAUAUCCUUUAACUCGUCGUCCAAGGCCAAAAACAAGUCUUCCUCCCAACUAUCGAGGUCAACCCGAUGUACAACUGCAAGCGGAAAGAAAUGCACUCGUACACUUUGUUGCAGACACCAUUGCAGCUGUGGUUGACGCGAAUAAUGACGAGUGCUCACAGAUAGCUAAACAUUUGGGACUCCAGCCUAUUUGCACCAGGCUGCCGACUUCCAUCCUGUCGGUUCGGGAUCGUAACUGUCACCUCCGACCAGGAGCUCAAACCUCGCCAUUUUAUUUGUCAUUCAUGCGUGAUAUAGCUUGGCAAAACUGGACUGCGGUAUUGGCUGAAUCCUUGGCGGGGUUGUCAGCUAGUUGUUACAUGGUUUUGAAGAAAGUAGAGUUGCAAACUGAAGAGUUGUUGAGGAGUUCCAAGCAUUUGGCUGACACGAGAUCCCUCAUCGCCGGGCAGAUCCAGCUGAUGCAAGACUUGCAGAAGCAAGCUCGGAAAUCCCGGAUGAAUAGGAUGCCUCAAAGUAAAAAUGUAAGUUCUGUUUGUGUUGUUUGCAUUGACGAUAGUCUGUCGCAUUUAAAUCAUUGUAAAAAUUUUUCCAGAAAAGAAAUUUAUCUGGGGUGUCAGUUCAAGGGAUUUUCCCAGGCAAAAGAGGACUUCUGGAUCAAGAUCCACAAAUCCGUUACACAAACGCAUCGUAAGUUAACAAAUCGGUUGUUUCAGCGUUAUGAAUUAACAAACUAUAUGGUCAUAAUAACAUGCCGUUUAGUGACAAAGGUAACAU